AUGAAGCUACUACCGAAUGUUAAUUUUGAGUCCCUAAAUAGCAAACUAUCAUCGAUAGAGAAUAACGAAUGUCGAAUUGAAGGAAGGGUAGAAAGUUAUUCCUGUAAAAUGGCCGGCAACGAUAAGAAGUUAUAUAAAAUGUUAAAUAUUGAUGGAGAAACUGCGAAUGAUUUGCAGGCACUCUCCCCAUCACAACAAUCCUUCUAUACGCAAAGUGGAAGCCCUGUGGUUGCUGGACAAAUUUGUAAUACCUGCAGUCGCAAGACACUGUACUACUUAGUAUCCACUUUAAAUGCAUCGUUCUUUCCGGACUAUGAUUUUAGCGAUGCUAAAUCAGAUGAAUUUAGCCAAGAGCCGAGUGUACAAUUUGUAAAGAAAGCCAUUGAAUCCAAUCUCAUGCCUGCUGAUCCUCAGUUUUAUAUUGGCAUGCAGCAACAUUUAUGGCAGACUAUAGAUAAUGAAAUCACACUGACGGAUUGUGAUAUCUACAGUUAUAAUCCCGAUAUGAAUUCGGAUCCCUACGCUGAAGAAGGAAUAUUGUGGUCUUUCAACUACUUCUUUUACAACAAGAAGUUGAAGCGCAUUAUAUUCUUUAGCUGUAGGGCUGUCAGUAAAAUCGCAUCCUCUGGUAAUUAUGACGCUGAUAUUUCCGAAAAUAUGUAUAUCGAUGAUAUGGAGGAACUACCGAACAGUAGUUCCGCUACUGUCAUGAGCUACUAAAAUCUUUAUGCUCAUUUGAAUUUAAAAUCUUUGGAGACAUACAGAUACCUACUCAUGGAGGACUGCAUAUUUUAGGCACGCCGUUUCACAACUUAGACGAUCUAAAGUUGGCGAGUACGCUGUAAACGUUAAAUCUCUGACAGACAAUCAUGGCGAAUUCUAAAUAACCUGUUGUGUUGCUCAUUAAUUCGAUAAAG
Trichoplax adhaerens is the source of this 917-nucleotide messenger RNA. RefSeq lists its product as hypothetical. The record is from RefSeq and is a predicted model, not a curated record. Gene Ontology annotation, molecular function: RNA polymerase III core binding. Gene Ontology annotation, cellular component: nucleus. Lineage: Eukaryota; Metazoa; Placozoa; Uniplacotomia; Trichoplacea; Trichoplacidae. The coding region runs from base 1 to 720 and encodes 239 amino acids. The transcript is spliced from 6 exons. Gene Ontology annotation, biological process: negative regulation of transcription by RNA polymerase III.